Chanos chanos (milkfish) is the source of this 2715-nucleotide messenger RNA. RefSeq names its product solute carrier family 12 member 9-like. NCBI's taxonomy places the organism in Eukaryota, Metazoa, Chordata, Actinopteri, Gonorynchiformes, Chanidae. The transcript is spliced from 13 exons. Gene Ontology annotation, biological process: cell volume homeostasis; chloride transmembrane transport; chloride ion homeostasis. Gene Ontology annotation, cellular component: membrane. The record is from RefSeq and is a predicted model, not a curated record. Bases 1 to 2715 code for a protein of 904 amino acids. Gene Ontology annotation, molecular function: potassium:chloride symporter activity.
AUGACACAUGAGCACUCUCCUCUGCUUACGUGUGGGUUAAGUGAGGGUCUCAGCACUCUCUCAGGUGAUGUGCUGGGAGACAAUGAGAGUAGUAGCACUGGAAACCCAACUGCAGCCAACCCACGCAGUCUUAACACCUUCUUUGGAGUAAUCGUGCCAACGGUGCUGUCAAUGUUCAGCAUUGUACUCUUCCUCAGGAUUGGGUUCGUCAUUGGUCAUGCUGGUCUCUUCCAUGCACUCAUCAUGCUAGGUGUGGCAUAUGUCAUUGUUUCCAUGACGAUUCUGUCAAUCUGUGCCAUCUCCACCAAUGGUGCAGUUCAAGGGGGUGGAGCUUACUUUAUGAUAAGUCGCUCUCUGGGUCCAGAGUUUGGUGGAAGUAUUGGACUGAUGUUUUACCUGGCCAAUGUGUGUGCAUGUGGUGUUUAUGUGCUUGGUCUAGUUGAAGCCAUAUUGGAAACAUUUGGUCAGGGCAUAGGUUCAUCACUGUCUGUCUUGCCAGAUGGUUAUUGGUUUGGUGUUCUCUACUCCUCAGUCAUUCUGCUACUCUGUUUAUUCAUCUGUUUAAUUGGCUCUCAUCUAUACUCCCGUGCCUCUUUUCUCAUCCUGCUGAUCGUCACGAUAACGCUACUGUCAAUCAUUGUUAGCCCUCUGUUCCUGGGGCCGCGUUUAUUCAGCAUCACACACCCGGGUGACACCCCUAAUUCCACACAUGUCUACAACACCAGCUACACUGGCUUCAACAUGACCACCCUCAAACACAAUCUUUCACCUGGGUACUCUCUGGACUACAGCACAAACUCGAUCAUGACCUUUGCUACUGUGUUCGCGGUCAUGUUCAAUGGCUGCACAGGGAUUAUGGCUGGAGCCAACAUGUCAGGAGAGCUGAAGAACCCAAGCGUGUCCAUCCCCAAAGGCACCAUCAUUGCCGUGGCCUAUACCUUUGUCAUCUACCUGCUCUUCUUCCUCAUUGUCAGUUCCACCUGUGACAGGGUUCUCUUGAUUCAGGAUUAUGGCUUUUUCCAUCGUAUUAAUAUCUGGCCACCCUUUGUCACCCUCGGUGUGUAUUGCUCCGCCCUUUCAGCAGCUAUGAGCUCCCUGAUUGGGGCAUCCCGCAUCCUCCAUGCACUAGCACUUGACCAGCUCUUUGGAUGGGUAUUGGCACCUGCCUCCAUCACCUCUCCAGCAGGGAAUCCCUGGGUGGCUGUGCUUUAUACCUGGGCUCUGGUGCAGUGUGUGGUGUUUGCAGGGCAGCUGAAUUCCAUCACUAGUUUAGUGACUGUAUUCUACUUGCUGGCCUAUGCUGCUGUAGAUCUUGCCUGCCUUGCACUAGAGUGGGCAUCUGCCCCAAACUUCAGGCCCACAUUCCAACUGUUUUCAUGGCACACCUGUUUUCUGGGGAUUGUUGGAAGUCUGGUGAUGAUGUUUGUCAUCAAUCCCCUCUUCUCCUCCGCCAGUAUAGCUCUACUCCUGCUGCUGCUGCUUUUCAUCCAUUAUAGAGCCCCUACGAGUAGUUGGGGUUACAUCAGCCAGGCUCUCAUAUUCCAUCAGGUUCGUAAGUACCUCUUGCUGCUGGACUCACGUAAAGAUCAUGUGAAGUUCUGGAGGCCACAGGUGCUGCUGAUGGUGUCUAAUCCUCGCUCCUGCUGUCAGCUCAUCUUAUUUGUCAAUCAGCUCAAGAAGGGCGGGCUCUUCGUGUUAGGCCAUGUGGAGCUGGGGGACCUAGACUCUCUGCCAUCAGAUCCGGUUCAGUCACAGUAUAAUUUUUGGUUGACUCUGGUGGAUAAGCUGGGGGUAAAGGCCUUUGUGGAUCUGACUCUCUCUUCCUCAGUCAGACAGGGCUCUCAACACCUUCUGCGCAUCACUGGUCUGGGAGGUAUGAAGCCAAACACACUCAUACUCGGUUUCUAUGACAACUGCGUCCCUGAUGACUUCUUCCUACAGAACCCCAUUUUCAGUGAAUGGGUGGGUGGGCCUGAGGGGGACCAUUAUGGUGUCGACUUGCCCUCAUUGCAGAGACAUUUUCCUCCUGUACGCAAUCAGGAAUCACUCCGGAGACUGUCACCAGAGGAGUAUGUGGGGAUAAUCUCAGAUGCCAUAAAGAUGGGAAAAAAUGUCUGUCUGGCACGUUACUUUCACCAGCUGGGCCAGGGAGGCAUGGCUGUAGGAGGGACCAUCGACGUGUGGCCGCUGAAUUUGCUCCGUCCUGAGAGUGGUGGCUUCCUGGAUGUUUGCAGCCUUUUCCUGCUGCAGCUGGCCUGUGUUCUCAACAUGGCCUCUGCCUGGAGACACGCCCACAUGCGCAUCUUCCUUUGUGUAGAGGCGGAGUCAGGGGCAGGCCCAGGGGCUGGUUGGCUUCUCAAAGAGGCAGGGCUCAGAGAGCUGCUUGGGAAGCUACGUAUCCGAGCUUCCAUACAAGUUGUGACUUGGGAUGCCAUGGUAACAGAGGGCGGUGCAGUAACGCCUGGUGGAGGGGACAUAGGGGAAGGCUGGGCAAGGUUGGCACCCUGUGUAUCCGAUAACUUCCUGUCUGUGGUUAAUAGCAUGUUGCUGGAACAUAGUGCACAGGCUGCUGUCCGUUUCCUAUAUUUGCCACGCCCACCAAGAGAAGCCAACCAAUCACAGAAGUAUCUUGCUCAGUUGGAGACUGUGACUCACAACUUAGGUCCCACUCUUCUGGUGCAUGGGCUCACACCUGUCACAUGCACUGACCUCUGA